AUGCCUGCUACAACGGAGCAAGAGGUGAACUUUCUGCAGAGGCGUAUCGCCGAUCUGGACGGCCAGCUCAGCGCCUUCAAACAGCAGCUCGCCCAAGCGGAGUCGCAACUCUCUAAGCCAGCUCCAAACGAACAGAACCCACGGAGCGAGAUCACGGAUGUAAGAGACCCAGACGCCACGCGAUUGAUCUUUGCGCUAAUCUCACUCCCAGGAGCUCUAUCAAGCUCUCGAGGCAGAUAACUCAGAGUCCUCAUCCUUCCUCCGACUCCCUGCCGAGCUUCGCAACAGCAUUUACGAGCUCGUCCUUCCGCAGAACCGAACGCUUCGCGUCAAUCGCCACACCAAGACUAACAAUGUGGGCCGCAUCGUAGCAGACUGGCAUCGCAGCUUCUUGGAUCGUCAGUCCCUCCAGCCUGCGCUCCUCUACGUGUGUCGCCAAACCCGCCGUGAGACGACGCCCAUGUUCUACCUCCACAACUCCUUCGACGUGAACGUGGCGGAAACCGAGGACUUCAUGGACCUGCGCAAGUACAACUUCGCUAGAGCGGAGAGCUGGCUGUGCAACGUUCCGCAUGCCUAUCGAAGCCAAUUGCGACUCACCAUCAGUGUCUACCCGAAGCGAGGUGGUCCCGUGGACACUCAGCGGAUUCUGAGAACCAUUCUCAGAGUCAAGCAUGGCGUUACGCUCGGCCAUUGGUUUUCUGCUUGGUUCGUGGACCUCCGUGGUAUGAAUUUGAGCUUCGAAAAUCCGGAAUGGAAUGACCGACACUACUAUCGCGUACGCUGGGUGGGUCCUCGUUGA
Molecule: messenger RNA, 802 nt
Organism: Lecanosticta acicola
Lineage: Eukaryota; Fungi; Ascomycota; Dothideomycetes; Mycosphaerellales; Mycosphaerellaceae
Source: the annotation of a GenBank genome assembly